AGCAUAAUCUCUGUUCUGUCACUAUAACUAGUAUUACUUGUAGUUCGAUCCUCUAAGAACCAUGACCUUGUGGUGACAGAGCGAGAGGUCCUCUGACUAGAAUGUUCAACUAAGUUUCAUUUAUCUUGAGCUGGGGUGCUCUGAAACCACCAGUACCUACUGGCAGUAGCUUGAAGAAGGUUCUCAAUACCGACUUCGCUAGGCAGACAUUCAUUGUUGUCCUGGUAGAGAAGAGUUCAGAAGUGUUUCGCUGGUACAGUAGUGAAAUAUUUCCCGCCGCCGCGGAGAGGAGCGCACCUAAACCAUUGUCAACUGUAGGCUAAAGGCAGUAAAGCAGGGGCACUGCGUUGCAGGUCGCCCGUAUCUUUGUGGCCGCACUAGCCCCCAGGCUUCUUCCUCCCACUGUUCAGAUCGGUCGUUAGACGUUACUCGUUAGUGUGUGCAAGUUCGGACUCUGCGCACUGCUUCGUCAGCCAGGUCAAGAAAUAAUUGCUACCCUACUUCCCACGCCAAUGACAAUGCGAAGGGACAUCAGUACUAGUAGGAGUUCAGGGUUCCAGAAUCACUCCGGAAAAGCCUGCAGUGGCAGACAGUUGCCGUCAAGUCUGUCCAUGAACCCACGUGUAUUGGUCUUUGCCAGCAUUGUCUUGCCAAGGGCAAAGAGCUCCCAAUUUUUGUUGAUUCUUGUACUGUCGCUUGCUCUGAGUGCAUCAAGCAAGGAAGAUGUAUCCGACAUGCCUCCGCCGUCCGCAAACACCAGAAUCUCAGUAGCAAGUGAAGCCGUUGAAAUGUCUCAUGCAUCAACUAACGAUAGCCGCGUGAGUACAACUGAACUGGACACAUCACCAUCAUCAGCCGUACAAGCACCAGGUAAAGUCACCACUGCACCAAACACUACACAUGCAGCAUCAGUCAAAAUUCCCAGCGCCCCUGACCCCGGCAAUUUGUCGUCCUCAUCAUCAACGGUGACAACACCAGUGAGACCCCCAGCUGCUUCAAUCACUGCACGUGCAUCAGCUGCUGGAGGCACAUCCACGGCCAUGGAGACGCUCACGAACAUUCUCUCGGAAACUAGUGUAGCCGUUGGUAUGUACAGUGAACCAACUAACGAUACCAGCAUGGUUGAGCAAGACAAAUCGACGUCAUCAUCAUCAGCAGCAGCAGUAGCAGCAUCCAGAGUCACUACAACUUCCAACAUUACAAAUGCAUCAAUUAACCUUGCAGGUACAACGGAUGGAGACACCUUGGCUUCAGCGGCGCACGCUACUGCCAAAAAACUCACGACUGCAUCCAUCCCUACAAAUAAAUCAGCCGUUGAAGAUUCUAUGACCAUGCCCGCGUCAUCCGUCACUACUCGUAGUAGCUCGGAAACUAGUGCAGCUACCGGUACCAGAACAGUGACAGUGGAUACAUCAGCAUCACCACCAGCAGCAGCAGUGCAAACAUUGGAUACGAGAUCAACAUCACCAGCAGCAGCAGCAGAAGUGCAAACAACAGCCAAAGUCACCCCUCCACCCGUCACAACACCUGCCCUUCCGUUCUGUUCAGAGUUCCUGCCAAAGGAUAGACUGUGCAAGAAGUGCUCCACCAUAACAUGUCCAUAUGAGAGUGGUUUGGGUCAAGAAAAGAAAAGAUACUGCACUGAAGAUACUGAUACAACAUGCGAUAAGUGUGGAGAAGGAAGAUACUGGUGGGGAGUUCUUGGAAUGUGCCUCCGAUGCCACUCCUGUCCUGAUGGCACGGUUAUCGUGAAGGCAUGUAAGCUUUACAACCCGAAACCGGCAUGUGCUCCAGUGCAACAGAGCCGCACCCAGCCCCCUGCGAGUGUGAUUCCAGCUACCGUCACCCCAACCAGACUCACUACUGCUCCGACUACUACAACUACUCCGGACGGACUCAGUACGAGUACCACUCCGGUCAUUGCAAGCGCAUCAAUUCAUCUUCCCACUACCAAUGAAGUGGACACUUCUGCAUCAGCACAGCCAGCAACAACCAAACUCAUGACAGCAGCCAACACUACAAAUACAUCAGCAACAACAGCAGCAGAAACCUCCACACUCAUGACAUCCACCUCAACGAACUCUACCGGUGCCAGAACAGUGACAGUGGACACAUCAGCAUCACCACCAGCAGCAGCAAUGCAAACAUUGGAUACGAGAUCAACAUCACCAGCAGCAGCAGAAGUGAAAACAACAGCCAAAGUCACCCCUCCACCCGUCACAACACCUGCCCUUCCGUUCUGUUCAGAGUUCCUGCCAAAGGAUAGACCAUGCAAGAAGUGCUCCACCAUAACAUGUCCACAUGAGAGUGGUUUGGGUCAAGAAAAGAAAAGAUACUGCACUGAAGAUACUGACACAACAUGCGAUAAGUGUGGAGAAGGAAGAUUCUUUUUCUUACCCAUUGAAGCGUGCGACACAUGCUACAGAUGUCCUGCUGGCAAGGUGGCUGUGAAGGCAUGUACACUGACAAACCCGAGACCAGUGUGUGCACCAGCAACACGGGGCACUGCCCAGCCCGCCGCGAUCAGCACCACACAUACCCCGCCUGCAGAGACAUCACCACCUCCGCCAGCGCCAGCAAUGACCCCUCAAACCCCACCAGUGGCAUCACGAGCACAAGCAGCGGUCGCGAAUGGCUCAGACGCCGAAGCAACAACUUCACCAGCCAAUGACACACAGCCCACUGGUGGUAACACUACCAGGGCAUCUCAACCUGCUUCCGUGCCCACGUCUACUGCUAACAUGGCUAUCAACUCACCGACAAAAUCGAGCAAACAGCAGCCAACACCGACAAAACCAAACGUGCAUGACAAGGGCCCAAAGCAUCGAACCGUGACGACCACUGUCAUCAUAGCCUCUGUUGUGCCGCUGCUUUCCAUCACACUGGGAAUUGGUGUGUGUGUGUGAAAUUUCUUCUCGGGCACGAUAGAAUCAUGCAAUACAAACAGGAGCAACGGCAGCGGCAGCAGGAGCGAUUGGACCAUACAAGUUCAGCACAACCUGCACAGAUUGUCGCCACACAGGGACCAUCACAGACAAGGGCGUAUAGCCAUGUUCUGGGUGGUCGCUAGACCAGCUUGACACAGCAUGUGUUCAUGGAGUGAGAGUUCUGUACAUGUGCCUGUAAUCCGGCUUUUGUUAAACUGCACAAGGCACAGUCCAAACCAACGGAGCCCUGGCAGGAGCAGCGAGGCUUUCCACUACAAUACCUCCGACCUAGUUCUGACCUAGCUACAGAAACCUGGCAGGAGCAGUGAGACUCUCCGAUACAACACCUCCGACCUCUGAGCUACAACCGACAUGCUCUCCGUGCCUUCGCUCGCCGGACUCCACUUGCAUCUACGUCGGUUGAGUUCCAAGUACUUGUAGAUAGCCGAUGAUUGUCAAGAGUACCAGCACCUCCUGGCAUUGUCCAUAUCAGCAUGGUCCACCCCCCCCCCCCCCUCCUGCUAUGAUGUCAACUAUGGAGCGCACGCUAUUGUCAGUAUUUCCUAGGCCUCCUUGGCCAAGAUCAUUAGAUGCGGUGACAAACCCGAUGUUCGUUUUCAACUUGUCAUCACCACUAACUACGCUACACUACUGUCUACAGCUAUAUCACCAGUAGAUUAUCACACAGUCCACUUAAAGAACUCUUCCUCUCCUCUCCUCCAUGCGCUCUCACAGCCGACUCACUGCUACCCUCGGUAGCCAUUACACACACCAACAGCCAUACAAGGAAGGGAGAAAGAAAGAAAGGAAGAGUUGUUUACAUAUUGUUGGCCGAAUAGUACCGUUCACCAUUUGAAAUCACAGUCCACUUAGAUGGUUUUUAUAUCAAACAGUCCAAAGAGAUCAUUCUAGUUCUAAAUUUUCUGUCAAAUUUAUAGGAAAUUCAUGCAUGUACCGAAUAGCAGUGUCAAUUAUCUGAAUUUAUCUCCAGAGCCACUGGGUUUGUACUUUUCACAUGCCACAUUGCAUAUCUUCUUCCCUGACUUGCCAGUAUGCAUCUACACAAUGUGGUGUUGCAUCUUUUAAAAUUUAUUAAUUUUGAGCUUUUCUUUUCUUUUUCAAUUCCGUAUAAAUAAUUUCUAUAGGCAGCAUGACACCUGGCACCAGGCUAUGCUAAUUGCUUAGCAGGUGUGUUUGUUCUGGUGAUCACACCGCUCCUUCAGUGUA
Molecule: messenger RNA, 4154 nt
Organism: Sycon ciliatum
Lineage: Eukaryota; Metazoa; Porifera; Calcarea; Leucosolenida; Sycettidae
Product: mucin-5AC-like
Exons: 10
Coding region: 513-2906 (797 amino acids)
Molecular function (GO): protein binding
Source: RefSeq, a predicted model, not a curated record